AUGUCUGCAUUGUCUUUGUCAGGGUACUUCUUGAUGGAGCACAUGUGCACCCCCCCUAUUGUUGAAGAUGGAGAUGUUCAUGUUUGCAUCACCUGCUGUUUGUGGCUUGUUCACAUCUUCCACAUCGACCACUGCAAGCCUAGUGACCUUGAACCAGCCUACACUGUUGAUGCAGUCCACCAGCUUCAUGGAGAAGUUAGCAGGGAAGUGCAGGCAAAUGCUUUACUGACCUUCCACAUGCAUGUACGAGCCACACAUGCUACCUGCCACAUAUUGGAAGAGUUCCACCUCAACCAUGAAGCAUUUGAGUGGGUGUUGGACAAGAUUGAGGUGAAGUUCAACCAUACUCUGGUUAACCCUGGAGGGAUGUGCAGUACUGUUGCUGCCCAGUCCAUUGGUGAACCAGCUACUCAAAUGACUCUCAACACCUUCCACUAUGCCAGUGUGUCCAGCAAAAAUGCUACGCUCAGUGUCCCCUGUCUGAAAGAAAUCAUCAACAUUGCUACCAAUAUCAAAACACUUUCGCCUUCUGCAUCAUUACUCAAAGUGACUCUUAAUGCCUUCCACCAUGCUGGUGUAUACAACAGAAAUGCUAAGCUUGGUAUCCCCCAUCUGAAAGAAAUCAUCAACAUCACUAUGAAUAUCAAAAUGCUUUCACUUUCAGUGGAUUUGGAAAUCGAGUCAAAGCUCCACCUUCAGUCACCAUGGCACCUUUGGCUGGCACUCAACCAUGCCAGAAAGAUUGAUUGGAGUCUUGCUGUGGUCACUGGCCACAUUGCUGGGAGCUUCAAGAUGGACCUCUUUGUUGUCCAGAGCAAAGAUAACUUGGAGAAAUGGGCAGGCCAGUGCAUUGAAGCUUCCAACAUGCUUGGGAUUGCAGUUGCACAUGCAGCAAUCAUGAAGAAAGUGCAAGGAGUCAUCAAAUUUGGUGGUUCAUACAUGAACUACUGCCACUUGUCAUUGUUCUGCAACCUCAUGACCCAUUGUAGAACACCCAUGGAAAUCACUCCUCAUGGUAUCAACCACACUGACAUUGGCACCCUGGCAUCACUCAUUGGAGGAGAAACAGUGGGGAUUUCGAUGGAAGCUGCUGGGCAUCACUGA
Pisolithus orientalis is the source of this 1104-nucleotide messenger RNA. RefSeq lists its product as uncharacterized. Bases 1 to 1104 code for a protein of 367 amino acids. Gene Ontology annotation, biological process: DNA-templated transcription. Gene Ontology annotation, molecular function: DNA binding. Gene Ontology annotation, cellular component: RNA polymerase II, core complex. The record is from RefSeq and is a predicted model, not a curated record. NCBI's taxonomy places the organism in Eukaryota, Fungi, Basidiomycota, Agaricomycetes, Boletales, Pisolithaceae. The transcript is spliced from 5 exons.